AUGCCUUCUGUGAUUUCUCAAACAGCAUCAAAGAAAAAUGGCUUACCAGAUGAUAUUUUCGAUUACAAUCAUGACCAGUUUUAUACUAUUAUCGAACAAACAUAUGGUGUCGAUCUUGCUGAAUUAAUUAGCUUCCAGUCCAUUAGAAAUGGUGAACAUCUUCUUCAAGCCUCAUCUGAUGAUAUUCUAUUGAUCUUACGCCAAGAUUCGGACGAUCUUAGUGCAUUGAAAAAAAUGUGCUGUUUUCAGGUGGUUGGAAAUAAUUAUGAAAUCAAAUUGGGUGUUAAACUAGCUGUUAAUAAUUUAAUACAUUCAUUGAAAAUGAAACAAGAGCAACAAAAAAAGAAGAAACGUCGUCCGACUCAACGUCUACCUUCUUUAGCUUCUCAUCUUGAUGUUACAGCAGUUACUAACCAAACACAGAUGCAAGACGAAAUAUCUUCACCAGAAUCUUCAUUACUUGGAUCAUUAGCUAGUAGAAAAGUAUCAGAUGAGUUACAAGAAAUUCAUGUGAAAGAAAACUCGAAUGAAAUUCGCCAUCAAAUUGAUAUUGAACAACGAAUUAAUAAAUGGUGGUCUAAAGCUAAUGAAGAUGAAGAUUUGUCUCUGGAUGUGGGUAUAGACUAUUCUUUGGAAAUAAAUAAGUCAUUAAAUAAUACAUAUGCUUGCAUUUUGACAUGCAAAUGUGGAGUUCGUUUCAAACUACCAUAUCUUAUGCCGGGGUUGUUCAAAUUGUCAGCCUUCUAUCGACACAUAAAAGAAAAACAAUGUGUAAAAGUUUCGAAAACAGGACAUCAAAAAGAAGAUGAUUCAAUUAGUAAUAAUAAUUUAACGACAAGUCAUUCAAAUUCAUCUGAUCAUUUUUCCAAGCCUUUAAGUAAAAAAUCACAGAACAAUAAAGCAUCAACACGUACAAAUUCAAAACGUCUUCGAUCACCAUCGAUACAAACAUCUUCAACCAAUAAUGAUCCUAUUGUCAAGAAGAAUCGACCGUUGCCGUUAAAUACUAUUCUCUUAAAAAAACUCGGUUUUGUAACUGUUGAUGGAAAUUAUCAUCUUCGACUUGGUUGUCAAAAUUCAAUUGAACGUUUACUGUUAUUAGUAAAAUCAAAGAAACAAGCACUUGAUAAAAACUUUGAUUUAUUAGAUAAUAAUGUGGAAAAUGAUAUUGUAAAAAAGCUAAAAGGAUUAUUCAAACACAGACUUGAUACAUCGAAUGAAAUUGAUGUUCCUUUUCUUGUACCAUUGAUUAAAAAUAUUUUUGAAAAUUUGGAAAAAAUGAAAAACAAAUACAGCUAUGAUUAUCUUAUUCAACAAUUUGCUUUGUCGUUAUUUAUUCUUGGUGGAAGAAAUUGUUAUGAGUUUGUCAGAUUAAAUUUACCUGGAGCAAUACCACAUAUAUCAAAUAUACAAUCAUUAACUAAAGAAUGA
Rotaria sp. Silwood2 is the source of this 1431-nucleotide messenger RNA. The record is from the annotation of a GenBank genome assembly. NCBI's taxonomy places the organism in Eukaryota, Metazoa, Rotifera, Eurotatoria, Philodinida, Philodinidae.